Haliotis rubra (blacklip abalone) is the source of this 5230-nucleotide messenger RNA. Its product is annotated as protein toll-like. The record is from RefSeq and is a predicted model, not a curated record. NCBI's taxonomy places the organism in Eukaryota, Metazoa, Mollusca, Gastropoda, Lepetellida, Haliotidae. The transcript has 2 exons. Gene Ontology annotation, molecular function: protein binding. Bases 144 to 3650 code for a protein of 1168 amino acids. Gene Ontology annotation, biological process: signal transduction.
GUGUUGCCCAGGCCGGAUACACACUAGUUCAAUCGUUCCCACACGAAAACAAUGCCGGCUUCACAGCGGAGGACAGCGUGCAAAUCGUGGAGUAGAUGUUCACAUUCAUGAAUUACUUGUUAAGAUCUGUCCACUGACACAUCAUGUUGACACCACUGCUGUACGUCAUCAUAGCGGGUGUCUCCAUCCUCUCCACCUCUGCAUCAUCAACACAAAGGUGCCAAGUCACUGAAAGGAGUUUUAACAUAUCCGCUACCUAUAUGAUUCACGGAACGGAAAAACGCGUGUACGUUCAUCAGAUUGUCAUUGACACUGACGAGAGAGACGAGUCCAAUAGCACUGAAUGUUUCAUUGAGGCUGAAGAUGUCUUCAAAGAUGAACAAAACUAUACGGGAUCACGAAUCCGAGCUUACGCAUUUGGAUGCAGGAAGCCCACAAACGUCAUCAUCAACGGAACAUAUCCAGCUGUCAAGGAAGUCAUAUCUUACGUUCAAAUCCAGAACUGUGAUUUGGGUUUGGAGAGUCUGAAUGUAAUCGCAGAUACCACCAGUGUAACCGUGUUGAAUAUUGUCUACCAGUCAGCCUUACUAUCUUCUCCUGAUCCUGCACAUUGUGCCGCUCUUGACGGAGUUGGAACAUUGAUGAUCUCAAACAAGCGAUACCCUUCUCUAGAUAUGGACGUCUUCUUUGCUUGCAAAGACCAUUUAUCUUUCAUGGCUGAGAUGAUCUUGAGGAACCUGUCUCUCACUGAGCUACCAGCGGAAUUAUUCCAAUACAUGCCAACACUUCAAGGACUGGAUCUGUCAGUAAACAAUUUCACUGUUCCUCCGGAAUUUCCAUGGGAUAACAGCACUCGAGAUCUUCCACGGAACUUAACAAGAACCACCUUCUUCCAGAAUCAGUAUACGUAUGGAAUCGUUGAUAUGCCCUCUCGUGAAUAUAGGCGUGAGUUUCGACUGGAUUUUAACCCAUUUCUGAACCUUACCGGAUAUAACUUCAGAGGCUAUCUGCAAAUGCUUUCCAUGGCUGGAUGUAACUUGGAUUCGUUACAUGCAGAUGUGUUUUAUGAGGUAGAUGGUCUUCAAUAUCUUAAUCUUGCAAAGAAUCAACUUGAAAGUAUUCCCCAGGGUUUAUUUCAGAAAGCGUCAGAAUUACGCAAGCUGGAACUGCAGGGGAAUAAGCUGAAGGAACUGGAGGCAGGUGUAUUCCAAGGACUUCAUGAUCUGGUUCGCCUAGAUCUGAGCAACAAUGGUCUUUCUCUGCUAGGAGAUAGGCUGUUUGAUGGAUUAUUCGAACUCGAAAAGUUGGACCUCAAAAACAAUAGGCUAACGUAUAUCAACAGCAACGCCUUCUCGAAACUUCUGGUGAAUUUAAAAGUAAUAGAUUUGGAAGACAAUCCACUAACACAUAUUCCGGAGAGUCUGCUGCUGUUAAGAAGUCUUUAUGAUAUCCGAAUGAAAGGGCACAAUGUCACAGAUCUUGAUUUUUCUCAGCUUGACCGUACAAUAUCAUUCGACCGUUUGAAAUAUACUUUGGUGGAUUCAGUCAGUAACGGUAAUCCAGAUUUGGAUAGGCCUUCUGACGGAUUAAGAGCUGUUGACUUGUCUAAUGGCAACAUCCAAAGGAUAUCCUUUGCCCCUGCGGAUAAAUACACUCCUAUCAAAAUCAGUUUGCUUUUAAAGCAUUAUAAAUUCAUUCUUGAUAAUAACCCAAUCAGAUGUGAUUGUAACAUUCUGAACUUCACAACUUAUGUGAGGGAACUCAAGGAGAAUGGGACUGUAGGUGCUUCUGACAUUCCUCUAAGGGUUUAUGGAAAUGAAUUCCCCUUUGAUGCUUGGAAGUGUUCUCAACCUCAAGAACUAUCUGGAAGAAAAGUGCUGCUUCUUGAGGACGACGAAACUUACUGUCCUUCUAACACAACACAGUGUCCACCUGAUUGUUCCUGUUACGAACGAUCCAUCAGUAAAGUAAAUAUUGUAGACUGCAGAGGAGCUGGACUGACCGAAGCUCCCAAAACUCUCCCUCCUGGAGACACAGAGCUUUGGCUCCAGGACAACCACAUCAGGAACUUUUACAUCGCGAAGGAACUAACUCAGAGAUUAGUAGAACUUAAUUUAGAGAGAAACGGACUUGAAAAGUUAAAUCCCGAAUGCCUUUCAAAUAUGGGGAAGCUAAAGCGAUUGUACAUCCAAGAUAAUGUCCUGGCAAGCAUCCCUCCAGAAAUACAACAGAUGAAUUUGGAAAGGAUUAACCUUGGGGGUAAUCCUUUGCAGUGUGAUUGUCAUUCGCUGUGGAUGAAACAGUGGCUAGUUACAAACCACGAACAUGUGGAAGAUUCUUUUGAUGUCAAGUGUGUUAAUUUUGUUGAAGACAUUGGAAGGAAUAUCUUUGCUGUUCCUGAUGGAGAUUUCAUUUGUGAGGAAAUACCCAUCUACAAAGUAGCGGUGCCGAUUGCAGUGCCUACAGUCAUUGUGUUGCUCGUGUUGAUAGUCUCACUAGUAUUGUUCAUUCACUGGGAUGACUUCAAAGUAUUUCUAUAUGUCCACACUGGUAUACAUCCAUUCGACAAGAACGACCCAAGUGGAAUAAUGUGCUAUGACGCUUUCGUGGUAUAUCCUGCCUAUUUAUCUGAUUGGGCUCAAGACAAUAUUGUGAAUCCACUCAAAGCCGAUCACAAUUACAGAGUCUAUGAUGUAGCAAAUGAUUUCCAGUUUGGUCUGCCUUUACAGGAUAAUAUCCAACAUGGUGUGGCAUCAAGUAAGAGAAUGGUUUUAGUUCUUGGAGAAGACUCCGAAACCGAUUCCAUGAUGCAGAUAGCUCUGGAAGCAGGUCUUGAAAAGAGCCGAGAGGAAAAGGCAAAUUUUCUGGUACCAAUUCUUCACAAUGCUGUGCCUAAAAUAUUUGACAAUGAACAGCUGCAAAAAUACUUCAAGGCACGGAAAUAUGUGAAUGUGUCAAGCGACCACUUCUUGAAAAGGUUACUUUACUACAUGCCCACAAAACAAGUUAACUCUAAAAAAGUAACGGAAACAGUGAACAUGGCAUAUGAAGACCAAACCGACUUGACACAAACAGUCACGGCUAAUGGUAUCCAUGUUGAUAUCAAGAACGAGGACAACACUGAUAUGAUAAUGGCUAUUCAACCAGCGGCUUUGCCUCAGCCCGACCUGGUUGAAGACACAAAGCAAGGGUCAACCAUUUUUGUGUGGUACGCUGAUUCCGAUUUUCCAUUUAUGAUGGAAAGGAUUGUGCAUCCUUUGGAAGCAGAGGGGCACACCUUCAUCCUGGCUGACAAGAGCUUCAUCCCUGGGGCGGCGAUCCAGGAAAACAUCCUCCACGCUGUUGAGGACAGUGACAGGACCAUCAUCAUCCUGUCACAGGAGUCGGUUGUGGAUGAAUGGAUUUUGUUCGUGUUCAGGUUUGCAAGUGAGCGUCAGAUGGUGGACAAGUCCUUCCUGGCUGGGAUGGUCGUCAGGGAAGGAAUGAUGAAUGUUCCGUGUGAUGAGGAGAUUGUGAAGCAUCUGUUGACGUACCAACCUCUCAGUGAGAAGGAUGCUGCCUUCCACAAGAAAUUGCGGAUAUUUGUUGAACCACGUCUUCGGAACUGUAGACAAAACCGUUCUCAAGACAAACUGAACUGUGAGGUUUGAAACAUUUAACUUGCAGUCAAAGAUGCAAGGAAUUACGUUAAUACUUCGAGUUAUCCAAAGUUCGACACAAACGUGACAUCAUAUGUUAACUUUGAGACAAACGUCUGCGGAAUUGUAGACUACGCCGUUCUCAAGACAAACUGAACUGUGACUUUUGAUACGUUUGAAAUACAGUUAAAUGCAGUCGUGUCGAAGUUGAAUGGAAUUACUUCGAGUUAUCCAAGGUUCGUCACAACCGUGUAAUACUGACGAAAGAAGGAAUACGGAGGGACAAUCGUUCACUUUGAGACAAUCGUAUGUUCGACACAACAGUGUUUGACAGUAAACGACACUGAAAACAGCUCAUAAUUCAUCUUCCGACCAUCUGUUGCACAUGUGUGCGAAUUAUGGACACACUUGCUCACGAGACGAACAAAAACGUGAAAUAUAAUACUCAUGUUGUUAAAUGCGGCUAUGCAUUACUUUACAACCAUAUUUAUGUGUGAAGCCCAUUUCUGGUGUCCCCCGCCGUGAUGUUGCUGGAAUAUUGCUAAAAGCGGCGUAAAACCAUACUCACUCACUCUCUCACUACAACCAUAUUUACACAGAUGGGUCAGUGUGGAUAAGUGUUCGAGCACAAGGUUCGAGUUGCUGUCCAAACGGCUUAUUCACGGUCGUAUCACGGAAGCCAAUUGAUAAUCGAAUUUAUCCGAACUAUGUUUAUUACGAACAUGCAUAUAACGAACUCGCUGAGAUAAUGAAUUGAUUUUAGGUCCCGGCUACUUUCUGUAUAUAAUAACGAAAUACGGUUAUAACGAACUAAAGUUAGUGGAUCCGUAAAGUUCGAUAUAACCGUAGUUUGCUGUAAGUGUCUGAAGCGGUUUCUGUAAUGGCACACGAGGGCUCGCUGGCUUGGUUGACACGGGUCAUCGUAUCCCAAUUGCGUAGAUCGAUGCUCAUACUGUUGAUCACUGGACUGUCUGGUCCUGACUCGAUUAUUAACAGACCGCCGCCAAAUAGCUGGAAUAUUACUGAGUGAAGCGUGAAACUCACUCACACACUCACUCACGUGACGUUAACAUCAGCCAUGAGACAUGAGUGCGGCGUAAAAACUAAACUCAUUCACUCACAUGAGGGCACAUACAGAGAGUGUUCGGCGUUUAAAAUAAUUAAAACAAAUUAAAACUAUAUACAUACUGAAUCGGGAAUGGAUGAGUCAAAUUGCCUAAGCAAUACGGAACCUAUAACAUCAGCAAUUUCAGAACAAAAUGAUAUGCUCUGUAACACCGACAUGGGUUUUUCUAUAGAGAAUAUAAUAUGUUAGGGAAUGAAUGCUUCUGUUUGAAAUUAUGUGCUCAACCUUACAAUAUAUUAUAAUCCCUAUAUUUGUUCACUAUAGAUACUGAUUCUACGAUCUGGUACACCAGAAAUUCAGGAUUUGCUACAAUACUCAUGUUAAUUACUCGAAGACUCGCGGAGAUGCGGGUUAGAAUUGGUCUUCAGUAACCCAUUCAGUAACACCGUAAGAAGCGACUAACAGGAUCGGGUGGUCAGGCUUGCUGACUUGGUUGACACAUAUCAUCGUAUCUCAAUUGCGUAGU